This is a messenger RNA of Drosophila bipectinata, 4127 nucleotides long. NCBI's taxonomy places the organism in Eukaryota, Metazoa, Arthropoda, Insecta, Diptera, Drosophilidae. The record is from RefSeq and is a predicted model, not a curated record.
AACAACUGCAGCAGCCGAGCGAUCAGCAACGCGAAGAGAGCGAGCUCGUAACUUGUUCUCCGAGACUUCGUGCACUUCCUGUGCAGCGCCGCUGCUCCGAUCGGAUCCGAUCUGCAGCCCCCAGCCACAGGCGAUCAUUUCGCUGGCGAAUGCAACGUUGAUUGCAAUUACUGCAGAGCAGAGCAGAGCCGAGCCGAGCCAUCCAUCCAUCCGUCGCUACUGCGCUGCAUUCUCGAGCGAAAAGUGAAAGAGAGGAGAUUUGCGAUCUGCGAUCUGCGGUCUACGGUCGGCUUUCUGCGGUGAUCUACUGUACUCUCAUCGCAUCCCGGUCUCCACUGCACUCUCACUCACCCAGCGGAUCGCGCAACGUGUCGGAAAAGCGCGAAAGUUUUGCACAAAAAAAAGAAACGAAUUAUAAUUUUAGUAAUAAGUGCCGUAAAGUGAAUCUCUAGUGAAGUUCUUCGAUAGUGAAUUAAUAAAAGACAAGCCCCAAAACACACAUUCGCAUAAAUUCGCAUAAAUAUAGUUUAGCACAUUUUCGGAUUAAAUAUCUACACAGCACCCACUGGAUACGACGCACCGCUCCACACAUUUGGAUACACAGCGCCUGAGAUACUCUCUACUCGGAAGUACCACCAACAAUUCGUUCGAAAAUGGCGGAGGGUAAUGGCGAACUGUUAGAUGACAUUAAUCAGAAAGCCGAUGACCGUGGCGAUGGCGAGCGUACAGAGGACUAUCCCAAGCUGCUGGAAUACGGUCUGGAUAAGAAAGUGGCCGGAAAACUGGAUGAAAUCUACAAAACCGGCAAGCUGGCUCACGCCGAGCUGGAUGAGCGCGCUCUGGAUGCGCUCAAGGAGUUCCCCGUCGAUGGUGCCUUGAAUGUGUUGGGUCAGUUUCUCGAAUCUAACCUGGAGCAUGUGUCGAACAAGUCCGCCUACUUGUGCGGCGUGAUGAAGACGUACCGCCAGAAGAGUCGAGCCAGCCAACAGGGCGUGCCCACGCCCGCAGCUGCUGUUCAAGUGAAAGGACCCGAUGAGGACAAGAUCAAAAAGAUUCUCGAGCGCACCGGCUACACAUUAGAUGUGACGACAGGUCAACGCAAAUACGGCGGACCGCCACCGGAUUGGGAAGGAAAUGUACCGGGAAAUGGCUGCGAAGUGUUUUGCGGAAAGAUACCCAAGGAUAUGUACGAGGACGAACUGAUUCCGCUAUUCGAGAACUGCGGCACAAUUUGGGACCUACGCCUCAUGAUGGACCCGAUGACGGGCACAAAUCGUGGUUAUGCAUUUGUCACAUUCACAAAUCGCGAUGCAGCCGUCAACGCAGUGCGACAGCUCGAUAAUCACGAAAUAAAACCCGGCAAGUGUCUGAAAAUAAAUAUAAGCGUACCGAAUCUGCGCCUUUUCGUAGGCAAUAUUCCCAAGUCAAAGGGCAAAGAAGAAAUUUUAGAGGAAUUUGGUAAACUUACAGCUGGCCUUUACGAGGUAAUCAUAUACAGUUCGCCAGAUGAUAAGAAAAAGAACCGCGGCUUCUGCUUUCUCGAAUACGAGUCACACAAGGCGGCAUCUUUGGCCAAACGAAGACUUGGAACUGGUAGGAUUAAGGUUUGGGGAUGUGAUAUAAUAGUCGACUGGGCCGAUCCACAAGAGGAGCCAGAUGAACAAACUAUGUCCAAGGUUAAGGUACUUUACGUGCGGAAUCUGACCCAGGACGUCUCCGAGGAUAAGCUGAAGGAGCAUUUUGAGCAAUAUGGCAAAGUAGAACGCGUUAAGAAAAUUAAAGACUAUGCCUUUAUACACUUUGAGGAUCGUGAUAGCGCCGUCGAAGCUAUGCGUGGCCUUAAUGGCAAGGAGAUCGGCGCCUCGAAUAUUGAGGUCUCCCUUGCCAAACCACCCUCGGACAAAAAGAAAAAGGAGGAAAUCCUGAGGGCCCGAGAACGUCGCAUGAUGCAGAUGAUGCAAGCGCGUCCCGGUAUCGUAGGAUUUGAAACCUUGUCUCCAUACAGAAACCUGUCGCCGACACAUCCCAGCAUGAUGUCCUUGACGCCGAUGCGGCUCCAAGGAGCGCGCAUGCCACUGCGUACGCCGAUACCCCGCGAAUACGAGUACGAUUAUGACUAUUUCGGUUUCCCGGAGUACCGCCCCGGCACCUAUAGCAAUGAACCAUUCUAUGAAGAUCUGUUUCGCUCCUACGAUGGCGGUGAAUUCAACUACUAUGAUUAUCCAAAUGCCGCGGGCCCCGGCGGAAGCGGAGGCGGCAAUGUGGGCGUCACAUCGAGCUCGCUAGCCGCUGGCGCCUCCCCGAAUACAUCGCUCUCCGUUGGGCAGCGAUCGGCAAGGGCCUCAGCAAGUGGUCCUCCCACUGGUUCGCCAGGCGUUUUGGGAGUUGGUCCUGGGCGUGGAAUCACAGUGCCGCGUGGCAGAGUCGUUGGCCAGCGUGGCAGCAUCAGUCGUCUGGGGGGCCAAACAGCGCCUCAGGCGGCGGCAGCGGCGGCGGCGGUGGGACAGGUGGCGGCGGUAACUCAGCGGGGGGCCACCGUUCAGGGGGCGCCGGCAGCAACAGGGGGGGUCCGUGGGGUGGUGCCAACGCGUCCCAGCGCUCGUGGCACCCAGCACGUCAAGCCGCUACAAAAUUUACCAGUAGUCGGUAAACGUAAGUUCGAUGGAGGUCACCAAAAUCCGGCAGAUGUUAAGCGACGUUACCCGAGCGGUUUAAUAGGAAAUGGCGGCAGUUGGGGCAGUUUACCGCUACCACAGCAACCUUUAGGCACAAAUGGUGAACAGUGGUACAUGGAUACGUUUUCGGCAUGGAGUUAAAAAACAACACGACAGCAACAGCAACUACAACAACAGCAACCCAAUUGAAAUCAGAUAAAAAAAAUAAUUAUUAAUAGCAGCCACACAUGGAAAUUACAACCACAACCAGUUAUCCCAGCUUUCUCCGAGCCACAUCCCGGGAGAAAGCCUCAUUCGCGUAAACAUUAAACGAAGAAUUGCAACCACAAUUAGAAGCAAUAAAUUUAAUUUCAACGAAAUAUAUAUAAACUAUAAGGAAGGCCAUUAGCAACAAUUCAGAAAGCAUUGUUUAGGGAUUCGUUUCGAUAUUAAUUCUUUGCUAUGAACACCGUAGAUGGGCGUACCUCUAAGUAGCGUAUCAGAACAAUAGCAGCAAGGAUACUACCAGUCGAGUAGAGUAUAUAUGUAUUGUAUGUAAUCACUUAAAUAGCCUUUGCAACUCCUGCAUUUUAAACGAGAAAUGUUCAUUUAGUGAAACAAGUUUAGCAGAUUUUUCCCAAAAGUUUUAAAAAUGAAAAAAGCAUCAGCAACGCCUCACAACUUAGAUAAACCAAAGUAAAAUCGUAAAAUCGUUUUAAAAGUUCACAAACAAAAAACAAAAGUAAUAUGAAAUUUGUCUCAUAGUGUUUUUAACUCAAAAUUGAAACAAUAGUUCAGCAUAUAUAGCAAACCUAUACAAAAAUUAUAAGGUAUAACAAAUAUAUUUAUCUAUAACUAUAUAGAGAGUGCAGUAUAAGCCCAAAACAGAUUGAUUUUAAAACUUAAGCAGCAUGUAGAACCUUUUUAUACAUUGAAAACUGAAAUUCAAACUCGAUUCGACUACCAAAGCCUUUUACAACAUUUACACAUGGGCAAGGGGAAAAUUAAAUGAUUGUAUAUAUCCCAAAGUAAUGAUUAAAUGGCGAAUGCUGAAGCAAGACAUAUAGGAAAACUAAACAUAUAUACAAGAGAUCAAGCUCAGAUGCAAUGAUAAACCUAACCAUGUUUAAUAUUCUAAAAACAAAUACAAUUCAAAUUGAAAAGCAAAGCUUAAAGAAACAUUGACUGACAAAAUAAACAAAAACAAAACAAAAACAAAAACAAAAAUUAAAAAUUAUUGAUUAGAAUGAUUAAAUUGAUAUGAGAAUGAUAAGCAAACGCGAAAAAUUCAAAUGCACCCAGCAUUAUUAUAUAAUGACUGGUGUCGGCAACCGGCAAGACUUUCUGCAUAAAUUUGAGAAGAAACUAUUUUUAAAAGCGUAAGUUUUAGGCAACUUCAAAUCAAUUAUGGUAUCUGUGGAAGUAAUGAAAUAUGUAGAGCUAAGUAAUUGCACACAUAAAAACACAAAACCA